Pseudovirgaria hyperparasitica is the source of this 1414-nucleotide messenger RNA. RefSeq lists its product as uncharacterized. Lineage: Eukaryota; Fungi; Ascomycota; Dothideomycetes; Acrospermales; Acrospermaceae. The record is from RefSeq and is a predicted model, not a curated record. The coding region runs from base 323 to 1267 and encodes 314 amino acids. The transcript has a single exon.
UAAUAUGAGAUGGAGAGUGCAUGCUUCUGAUCAAGUGUUCAUCUCAUUGGGAUGUGUGAGGCCCAGGUCUGAUGUUAGAGUGGGUUGAUACAUUUAUGCGAUAGUACUUGCAAACACUAUCCUGCGCAAACAAGCUCAAUCACAGUGGCCGAUAUCGGCGAUUGUUCGGAUCUCGAAGCAACCCCACUAAUUUGAUGGCUCCCUCGGGCUUGAAUACGCGGUUAUAUAGAAGACGACACCAUCAUGGCCUCAAGAAACCUUCACUCCUCCGCUUCGCGAUGAGGCAUCACUGCCAGGCAUCUCACAAUCUCAAUCAUCCAACAUGAUGCAGCUGAGGGGUCCAGUCCUUACCUUCCCUUUCAACUGCCUGCAAUGCAGCACCACCUCGCCCAAGAUCAGCGUCAUAGACGCUACGCGGGAAAGCAUACGUCCUCGCCGCCGUACCUACGCUCAAGUUCACUCCAAGCCGCACGAAGACCUAUACUCAUGGCCUGUUCCUGAGCCUCCCCAUCGUACACCCACCCCCUACCAGAUCCUCCACCAUAAACCAUCCGAUCGGUACUCCAAAACACCCUUCUACCAGCUCGUAAAGCUCUACCACCCCGACCUUGCUAAAGCAGACUCACGCAUCCGUGCCCUCCCUCCACAUAUCCUCGCCGAACGCUACCGCCUCAUCAUAGCCGCCCACACCAUUCUCUCUGACCCUGUGCGUCGCUCUGCGUAUGACCGCUUCGGGGCCGGCUGGUCUGCCUCCAGCACGCUCGGCUCCUCGUCAUCCACGACCGGCAAGUCAAGCUGGUACUACCCAUACGACUCUCACAUGGAUUCAUCCUACAAGGCACAGCGAGAGAGAUGGCGGCCCGGCGAGUCUCCCAUGGGUAACGCGACGUGGGAGGAUUGGGAGGCGUGGCGCAAGCGGGUCAAUCCAGACGGACAUACACAGAAGCCGAUUUAUGUGAGCAACGGCACGAUGGUGAUGUUCGUUUUGUGCUUGACGGCAGUCGGGGCAAGUUUGCAGAACCAGCGCAUCGAGGUUGCGGCGGAAAAGUGGGAGGACCUUCAGGAACGGGUCAAUCGGGAGAGCGCGAAGGAUUUGCGGCAUGUAAGAGAGGCGGGAAGGGCGGCUGGGGAUACGGAGGAGAGUAUCCAAUAUUUCUUGGAUUCGAGGGCAGGAAAGGGCGAAAAAUGGCAGAAAGAAGCGCUAAGGAAAAUGCUGCCGCGCAAGGAGGUCUGUGAAAGUGGAGGGGUCGCUGGAGACGUCAAGUGACUCUCUGCUUGGAGAAAAAUACAUUGUGGUUUGUCACGGUGUUCCACGCAGCAGUAUGACACGGCGUUCGACAGGGCGACACAAGGGUUAGACGAUGAAACGAUAUAUAUAGCAGCCAUGGCUCCGCAUUGCGUCUUAUACACGAUA